CAUUGAAAUAAAUUUGAAGUUUGAAAAUAUUUAUUGUAAUUAAAGUAGCAAAACCGUGAGCUGUCCUAUUGGUACUCCUCCUCUCUGCUGCCUCAUCCCUUGCCCUAAACCAGUGAUGACACCGUGUCUUGUCAAAUUCAUAUUCCUACCUUUACCGAUGCUAGUUUCGUUGAACAUUCUGAAUAUAAUGAUAAGUUCUGCGUUUGCCUACAACAACAUCCCACAACCAAAAGUGUUCCUAGAGCCAACCAAUGUUCCUGUGAUUAUUCUUAUUCCGUUCCAGAUUUUCACAAUGUACACUUACAAGGUUUUUAUCAGUCUUGCUGGACCUAACCUUCCGGGAACCUAUCCUAAAUUGCGAGGAAUGCUGAUCUUCAUAAUGUUUAUUAUGGGGAAAACUACUACCGGCAUUUUUGGAGCACUAAAAGAUAUGGGGUUUCUGGGUUAUAUGGAGAGCCUUCCCUGUAUCAACAUUGGACAGAUGAUUCUUCCUCCUCUACAGCUAGGGUUAAUUAUCCCUGUAGCAUUAAUCAUCCCUCCUCUCUACUCUAGAUCUUGGAAAACAAAACAGGUUAAAAUGGAUGAGGAUGAAGGUCUAACCAAACAUAAAGAGAGUCCUGCUUCAACUCCAUCCCCUCCUUCUACUCCAGUUGUUUAACAACUGGGACAUGUGUUAUCACCCCUAGCGAGAUUUAAAAGUGUCCCAUCCACUCCUUCUACUCCUGUUAUUUAACAACUGGGACAUGUGUCAUCAACCCUAGCUAGAUUUAAAAGUUUCCCAUCGAGCCCUCUUUUCUAGAUAUUUAACAACUGGGAUGUAUGUGCGAACACCCUUUAGACUCGCUUCCCAUUCUCCCCUUCAAUAAUUGAAUAUCUGCCUUUCCAUAGCAAGAUAUUAAUAACAAAAAGUUAAGUUCCUUUCAAUCCCAAUCGAAUAUAUAUUAUGUACUGCAUGAAAAGAGAAUUAAUCUGAAUGUUACCAACUAAGGAACUAGUCUAAACACCGGUGCAAAUUUAACCUAGUAUUCAACUAACUACAUUAUAAUACAGUAGUCGCCAAUAUAUAGUGGAAUAGAAAAACUAACUAAAAUUAAUUAAAAUUGUUAGUUUAAUCUAUUGUUCUCCAAAG
Molecule: messenger RNA, 1129 nt
Organism: Eurytemora carolleeae
Lineage: Eukaryota; Metazoa; Arthropoda; Copepoda; Calanoida; Temoridae
Exons: 9
Coding region: 116-658 (180 amino acids)
Source: RefSeq, a predicted model, not a curated record